AUGACGCCGGUGACCACACCCUGGCUGCCUUACCACCCGAGAUACUGCCAGUAUAUAACUCCAGCCUCGGAGGCUUCGAAGCACCAGUCUCGACCGGCCUUUUCCGACCAUGAAGGAGCCUGGGGCGCCCUGCAAGCCAGCUACGGCGCCCCCAACACCGCCGCCCCUCCGGCCGCCCACGAGGGGUACGGCGACGCCAACUACGCCUUCAAGUGGGACGUAGAUGACUCCAGCUCAGGGAAUUUCUACGGCCAUCAGGAGGAGCGCGACGGAGGCAACACACAAGGCAGGUGCUUCUUGGCUUGCUGUGUUAUCUUGUAG
Messenger RNA from Penaeus monodon (black tiger shrimp), 321 nucleotides. RefSeq lists its product as uncharacterized. The coding region runs from base 1 to 321 and encodes 106 amino acids. The transcript is spliced from 3 exons. Lineage: Eukaryota; Metazoa; Arthropoda; Malacostraca; Decapoda; Penaeidae. The record is from RefSeq and is a predicted model, not a curated record.